CACCCUCGCCAGUGGUCUAGUGAGUAGCUCUGAACAAUGAUGUCAAUGGUGUUGAGGUGUUUGGAUGUCAAAUGUCAGUUGAAAGGUAAGGUGUCUGGUGUAUACAGGAUCUUUCAUAUAACCUACCUCCACAAACUACACCCACAAGGGGCUAAACAGACUAAACUCACUUUUGUGUAAGACCUGACAUGGCUGCUCCCUUUUGUUAGACACUUCCUUUCUCCAAAUAGAGAAAUAGGGCCUGGCAUACUGUAACCCUUAACUGCUAACGUUUUAAUUUCUCUUUUACAAGUUGUGCUAUGAAAACUCUCCUCCACCUGAAAAAGGUAAGUGAAAACUUGUGUAACAGCUUGGCAGGUAAAACUGAAGGUACUGAAAUUGAAGGCAAGGAUGCACAGGGCCUCCAGCAUGGUCUUUGACAAUACUGUUUUGGCAUUGAUUGCUUUUGAUGGUGUGCAACAUUUCAAGUUCUCCAUGGUGCACUAUCCCCAAUCUAAUACAUUCCAUGGUACCACAAUGUUGCACAUUUUCAGUAAUUUCACUGGAUGCUUGUAAGGAAAUCUCUUGAGAAUUUCAUGCCAUGGCAAAAUCUGAAGUCUGAAGUCAAUGUAAAUAGUCCGGUGGCGAUUGUAUAAAUUGUUCAGCAGUCUUAUGGCUUGGGGGUAGAAGCUGUAGAGGAGGAGCCCUUUUGGUCCUGGACUUGGCGUUCCAGUACCGCUUGCCAUUCGGUAGCAGAGAAAUCAUCUGCUUUAAAGUGAAAGAAGUGUCAUUCAUAUGGUCUUACUUAGCCUGUGUGUUAUUUUUAUACAUAAGUAGUUGAAGAAGAGGAAGGAAGCCACUUUAGGCGAAGAAAGUGGGGAACCAAUAAAAUACUUUCGGACAUAACGAACUUCGCUCAGAUCCUACAACGUGUGUUAGUGUACCGUACCAUCUAAACAUAACAAGACGUGGUCAUCCUUCAACACAGUACUCCCCAGCCCUUCCAUCUGGCGUUGAUGUCUUCCCCCCUGCCCUCGUUUAGACUGAAUACUGGGGCUCAGAUGCCCCUCCUGGGCCUAGGAACAUACAGGCUGCAAGGUAAGCAAAUGCACCUGAGUGUUGACGCUGCACUCGGGGAAGGGUAUCGUGCCUUUGACACUGCUGCGGUGUACGGCAAUGAAGCAGACUUGGGCCAUGCCCUGUUGGACCUGAUGCCCAAACACAACCUGACCAGAGCAGACAUCUUUCUCAUCAGUAAGCUGUCCCCAGCGGACAUGGGCUCGAAGGCCAGAGAGGGCUGUGCUCGUAGCCUGGAGAGGCUGGGGCUAGGGGGAUACAUUGACUUGUACCUCAUCCACUGGCCUGGAACUGAGGGUCUGGAACCAGAAGAUGAGAGGAAUGCACAGCAUCGAGCCCACACCUGGACUGUCAUGGAGGAGCUCCAUGCCAAUGGGCUGCUCAGAGCAAUUGGGGUCUCAAACUACUCUCCAAGGCACCUGAUAGAGCUGCUGGAGACCUGCAGGGUGCGCCCUGCCGUGCUGCAGGUGGAGUUCCAUCCUAGACUGGCACAGAAGAAGCUGAGGGUCAUUUGCAGGGACUCGGGAGUCUGCUUCCAGGCGUAUUCAUCCCUGGGGAAAGGUGCCCUGUUGUCGGAACCAGAAGUUGUUGCUAUGGCGGAGGGGCAUGGCAGAACUGCCUCCCAGGUGCUCUUGAGGUGGGCCAUUCAGCAGGGUGUGGCUGUGUUACCCAGGUCCGCACAGCCCAAGAGGGUGAGAGAAAAUGGGCAGGUGUUUGACUUUGACCUGGAUGAAGGGGGAAUGGAGAGACUGUCUGACAUGGACAGUGGAAUAAGAUUCUGCAAAAGAGAUCCCACUAGUGUGGUCUAGAGGAGAGAGCCCCACAACAAUAUACUUGAUCAGUCAUAGAACAAUGUGUUAAAUGUAAUUCUGAACUACAAACGAACCUAUAAUGAAAUGUAACAUUUCAUUUACCAUAUUUAUGUUUAAGUCAUAGUUCCUUGAUUCUUGAACAAAUGUUAGGCCAAUCAGUUAGUUUAAAUAAAGACCUAUCCUAAUGCAUGUUAAAAUGCUUAAUAUGAAUUACUUCAACAAAGAUAUGCAAAAAACAAUAGCCACGUUUUAAUAAGCAAUGUUCAAACAUUUAAUCUGUUACGUAACAUAACAAAUAUUUACAAAUAGUUAUACAGUUGUUUUUUAUGAAAAAGAUAAAUAUAAAAAUGUUAAGCCACACGCAUUUUCAAGUAGAAUCAGUUUUAACUGAUGGCAGUGGACGACUCCUACUAUUGUUUAUACAUCAGAUUGCCAUAUACACUCAUAUUUCUUCAACUGAAUGCUUAACAGUAUUCCGAAUAUUUGCAUAUAAGGCAGUUGAGAUGGCUGCAUAUGGCCUGGAUUGUAAAUAUUUACAUACCGGUAUGCACACUAUACAAUU
Molecule: messenger RNA, 2430 nt
Organism: Salvelinus sp. IW2-2015
Lineage: Eukaryota; Metazoa; Chordata; Actinopteri; Salmoniformes; Salmonidae
Product: aldo-keto reductase Mvan_2161-like
Molecular function (GO): oxidoreductase activity
Source: RefSeq, a predicted model, not a curated record